GGACAUACAAAUAUAUGGUGCCAGUAACUUGAGCUUUGCUAUAUCUCAAGAAUAACCUACUUAGGUACCUACCUAGUAGCCAUCUUAUCGAACUCGAAUAGUCUUGAAUCAACUUCGAAUUUACGACAAUGAAUUAAUAUUACGCAUCCUGCCAGAGAAGAUAGGUACUCCAAAGCUGACUAUGAAUACCCCUAACCCUGAUCUUAGCAAUACCUAGUUUUCGAAGGAUCGUGGUGUGGGGCAAAGAAGACAGCGGUCUUACUCGCUACGCCGUAAAAUGCAUAGCCAAAAGACCAAAAAAACCGGAUCCAGCUUCCUUCGCGGUUGCCCAGCACGAACUUGGGCUCGGUAUGGUGUAGAUAGAUCCUGCGAUUGCGUUAAUGCCUCUUUUUUUUUUUUUCUUCUUCUGUUUAGCAACUGGCCAAACUUGGUUCCCAGCAUCUCACCAUACUGCCCUCCGGCCGCCCAAAAUGCUCGCCGAGCUCCUAAACAGCUACAACAUCUACCCUCCGCUCUCCGCGCGCUCCCCGCUGCCCGCACUAUACCUGCCCCUCGGAUACUCCGUGCUGAUCCUCGGGUAUGUCCUCGGGCCCGGCUCGAUCCGCGGGUUUGCGAUCAGCUCCGCCCUGCUACUCCUCGCGCUGCAGCGGCCCCGCUUCACCGCCGGCGAUGUCGUCCAGGACUACUGCCUCUCCGGCGUCAGCAUCGUGUUCCUGCUGAACUACCUUGACCACGGCACCGCGGGCGGCGGCCCUCGCUAUUUCGGCCGAGCCGACCACCCGCUGCCCCGCCCCGUCGGCCGCGAGGACAACAGGACGUGGGCGCAGAAGCUCAAGUGGUCGCUCAGCCUCACGGCGACGGUGCGCGGCAUCGGCUGGGGCUGGCAGGUAAAGGGGGUGCCGGCGCACCCGAACGCGGAACAAUCCCGUUUUCGCUUUGUCGUGGGGAAGGCCGUCGAAGUCGUCUGGCGCACCGCUCUCAAGGGCGCCGCGGUCUACGUCCUCGGCUUCUGCCGCGUGGUGGCACAGGCGUCAGGGACGGCUCCGCUGACAGGCUGGCUCUUGGACUCGGUUGCGUGCUGGUGCGUUGUCGUUUGGAGCUUCAACACCAUUGGCGCUGCGAACGCGGCGGGCGCCGCGGUUACGGUGUUGCUAGGCGUUUGUGAGCCGUGGGCGUGGCCGCCGGUGUUUGGGGACCUGGGCACAGCUUGGAGUGUUAGGCAAGCGUGGGGCACGACGUACCAUCAGCAGAUGCGAAGGACCUUCCAACAGCCCGGCAUCCGACUCGCGCGUCUCCUCGGCUUCAAGAAAGGCUCCUUCUCCUCGCGCUACCUGCAGCUCUACUCCGCAUUUUUCAUCAGCUUUGCCACGCACUGGUUCCAGUCAUACACGGUCUCGCGGAGCGACCAAGGCGAGUUUGCCUUUUUCAUGGCGCAGCCAGUGGUCAUCAGCAUCGAGGACUUUGUUGCGUGGGUGUGGAAAAGGUCGGUGGCUCCCAAGCAGAGGAGGAGGAGAAGUCUCGCCUGGCUUGAGCUGUAUGCGGGAUAUGUGUGGACGAUUGCGGCGUUCACGAUAACUGUGCGCCCGAUCAUGAGGGGCUGGACGGAUACGGGGAUGGUUGGGAGUGGAGGCCCCGAUGAGGUUGUGGCUCUGAGGCUAGGAAGCAAGCAUGGCGCCACAUACUUUGGGGGUUGAUGCUGUGUUUGUUACUCGGUCGAUGGUGAUACGAGACGAGUACGAAGUGAUCACUUGUACCUGAUUAGAUCUAGAUAGAGUAUCCUUACCUAAAUCUCACACACAGUAAUCAAAUUGAAUCCACUUACUAAAGCUGUGAGAGACAUAUU
This is a messenger RNA of Hypoxylon fragiforme, 1843 nucleotides long. Its product is annotated as membrane bound O-acyl transferase family-domain-containing protein. Bases 381 to 1694 code for a protein of 437 amino acids. NCBI's taxonomy places the organism in Eukaryota, Fungi, Ascomycota, Sordariomycetes, Xylariales, Hypoxylaceae. The record is from RefSeq and is a predicted model, not a curated record. The transcript is spliced from 3 exons.